GUGAGCUCUGGCGGCGGCGGCGGCGGCGUCCCAGUGGCGCUGCCGGGGCGGGCCAUGCAGCCCCCCCUUGCGGCUCGGAGCCUCCGCGGCGGCGCGCCCCCUCGACGACGCAGCCGGGAGCCGGCGGUGGCAGCGGCUGCAGCCCUGAGCAGGAGCCGGGAGGCGGCGGCGGCGGAGCUGGCGGCCGGGCGGCCCCCGCCAGCACCCUGAGGCGGAGCAGCGCAGCGCAGCGCAGCGCAGCGCGCCGUCCAGCAGCACGAUGGGCCUGUCGUGGCGGCUGCUGCUCGCGGUGGCUACCACCGCCGCCGCCGUCGUGCUGGAGGAGCCCCGAGCAGGUGCAGGAUCCGUUCAGACGGAAGAUGCUGACUAUGACAUCGUCCACCCCGUCAAGGUCGAUGAAAGGGGCUCCUUCGUCUCCUACAACCUCUCCCACCGCUGGGUCUCCAAAAGGGCCCUUUCCGGGCAGAACCGCCCGCUGGCCUUCUACGAACUGCACCACCGAGGCCAGCGGCUGAGGUUCAACCUGAGUCUCAACAGCCAUCUCCUGGCGCCUGGCUUUGUGAGCGAGAGGCGCUACGGAGGGAUCGCGCGGGCCGAGAUCCAGGCCUACAGCCAGAACUCUUGUCAUAUGAUCGGCUCCGUUCAGAACCAGGAGCAGGAGAGCGGAUUGGCAGCUCUGAGCACGUGCGAUGGGCUGAAAGGCGUCUUCCAGCUGGCUAACGAGGACUUCUUUAUUGAGCCCCUGGUUGCAAGCAAGUCCCGGCGGGGUGCAGCCCAUCCCCACAAGAUCUACAGGCGCCACAUCCCAGAGUACGAGGCAGAAGAGUUUAUUGCAGUGGCAAACACAAAGCAAGUCAGGGAACCGCCUGCAAACGUGAGGAUGUGUGGAGUGCAAGAAAGCCUUGAAAAGUCUGAGAAACGGAGAGAAAGGUGGGAAGAGAAGCAGCAGCGGAAGCACCGGAUCAAGGGGCGCUCCGUCAGCAAGGAGAAAUGGGUGGAGACUCUGGUGGUGGCCGACACCAAGAUGGUGGCCUACCACGGCAGCGAGAACAUCGAGAAAUACGUCCUGACGGUCAUGAACAUGGUGGCUGGUUUAUUCCACGAUGCCAGCAUUGGGAACCCCAUCCACAUUUCUAUUGUGCGUCUUAUCCUUCUGGAAGACGAGGAGGAGGACCUGAAAAUCACCCACCACGCAGACAACACCUUGCGAAGCUUCUGCAAGUGGCAGAAAGCCAUCAACGUAAAGGGGGAUGCUCAUUCGCUGCACCAUGACGUCGCCGUCCUGCUCACAAGGAAGGACAUCUGCGCUGCCAUGAACCGUCCGUGCGAGACGCUGGGCUUGUCUCACGUCUCCGGCAUGUGCCAGCCGCACCGGAGCUGCAACAUCAACGAGGACACGGGGCUGCCCUUGGCCUUCACGGUGGCCCACGAACUUGGACACAGUUUUGGCAUUCAGCACGACGGAAGCGGCAAUGACUGUGAGCCAGUUGGGAAAAGCCCUUUCAUCAUGUCUCCACAGCUCCUGUACGACACCUCGCCCCUCACCUGGUCCCGCUGCAGCCGGGAGUACAUCACCCGCUUCCUCGACCGGGGCUGGGGGCUCUGCCUGGACGACCCGCCCGCCAAGGAGGCCAUUGACUACCCCUCCAUGCCCCCAGGAGUCCUCUAUGACGUCGGCCACCAGUGCCGCCUCCAGUACGGGGCUCACUCCACCUAUUGUGAAGACAUGGAUAGCGUCUGCAGCACUCUCUGGUGCUCCGUGGGGAGCACGUGUCACUCCAAGCUGGACGCAGCUGUCGAUGGCACCAAAUGCGAGGAGGACAAGUGGUGCUUCAACGGAGAGUGCGUGCGCGUGGGCACCCGGCCCCAGGCCAUCCACGGCGGCUGGGCAGCCUGGGGCUCGUGGGCGGCCUGCUCUCGGACCUGUGGCGGCGGAGUGCAGAACGCGGAGCGCCCGUGCAACAGCCCCACGCCCAAGUAUGGCGGCAAAUACUGCUUGGGGGAGCGGAGGCGCUACCGGGUGUGCAACAGGAAGGCGUGUCCCGCGGGCCGGCCCUCCUUCCGGCAACUCCAGUGCAGCCGCUUUGACGCCAAGCCCUACAAAGGGAAGCUCUAUAAGUGGACGCCCAUCCCCAACAGCAUCAGCCCGUGCGAACUGCACUGCCGGCCGGAGGACGAGUACUUUGCCGAGAAGCUGCGUGACGCCGUCCUCGACGGGACCCCGUGUGGCGAAGGGAACUCCAGCGGGGACCGGUGCAUCAACGGGAUCUGCAAGAACAUCGGCUGCGACUAUGAGAUUGACUCUUAUGCCGUGGAGGACCGCUGUGGCGUGUGCCGAGGGGACGGCUCGACCUGCCAGACCGUGAAGAAGACCUUUGAGGAGAGUGAGGGCCUGGGCUACGUGGAUGUUGGGCUGAUCCCGGCCGGGGCGCGAGAAAUUCAGAUUGAGGAGGUGGCCGAGGCAGAGAAUUUCCUGGCCUUGAGAAGCGAAGACCCAGAGAAAUACUUCCUGAAUGGCGGCUGGACCAUCCAGUGGAAUGGGGUUUACCAAGUGGCCGGGACGACCUUCACUUACGAGAGGACCGGCAACUGGGAGAACCUCACUUCCCCAGGGCCCACGGAGGAGCCAGUGUGGAUUCAGCUCUUGUUCCAGGAGAAGAACCCGGGAAUCCGCUAUCAAUACACCAUCCGAAGGGAGUCCGAUAGCGAGAAUGAGAUCACUCCUGCCGAGUUCUUCUGGCAAUACGGAUCCUGGACAAAAUGCACAGCCACCUGUGGGACAGGUGUCCAGAGGCAGAUUGUGCACUGCCUGGAGAAAACGGCCGGGGCGGUGGAAGAGCGCUACUGUGACGCCCUCAGCCGGCCGGACGACAAGCAGAGGAGCUGCAGCGAGGACCCCUGUCCGGCCAGGUGGUGGGCAGGCGAGUGGCAGGCGUGUUCGGCCACGUGCGGCGAUGGGGGGCUGAUGAAGCGGACCAUCCUCUGCCUCCAGAGCGUGGCGCUGGACGAGCAGCGGGCAUUGCCGCCCGGGGAAUGCCAGCACCUCUCCAAGCCGGACGCCACGGCCCCUUGCAACAGGGAGCUCCUCUGCCCCGCGGAGUGGGUCGCCGGGAACUGGUCCGAGUGUUCCGUGACGUGUGGAAGCGGAACCCGAUGGCGCUCCGUUGACUGCCCCGGGGAGAACGGAGCAAGCUGCGAUUUGGUGCAGAGGCCGCCUGCCGAAACCGCCUGCUUGCUGCCGCCGUGCCGGGACCGGAUCAACAGCCCGGUCCCCGAUUGGUCCGGCAGCGGCUCUUCGAGCAAGGAGCUGUUCAACGAAAUCCAUUUCAUCCCCAGCCACCACCUCCCCAAAUUCAUCCCUUUGGCACCCAAAUCCAACGCCAUCACGGAGGAAGAUUUUUCUGCUGGCAGCAAUAAAAAGGGAAAUGUGUUUGUGGAUGAUUUUUACUAUGACUAUAAUUUCAUUAACUUCCAUGAAGAUCUGUCCUACGACUUGGCCAACGAAAAGGAGAACAAGGGAGAAGGUUUGGAGCCAGAAGAUGGGGCGAAGUCCGGCAACAAGGAGAAGGCAGAUUCCAAAGAGAUGCUUCCCAACUUUCUUCCAACUGCAAAGCCAGAGAGUGGAAUGAAGAAAGGAAGCCCAGCGUCUCCUGCUGUUGGGCAGAAUAGCGGAGAGGAACAUGAUACGGUUCAAGGCAGUACUGUCAACUUUCAGGAUACUGUUGGGACGACUUUGGCCAUCUCUACCGCCUCUUCCAUUGUUGCCAAAGGGGAGGGCACUGGAUCUUCACUUCUGGAAGACCUUCUGUCCACUUUAGAAACGAUGAGACAUUUUCCCUCAAGCAAUGCUGGUCACGCGUCUGUUGGUAACACCCUGGAAGAGCCUUUGAGAAGCACCAUUUUGAAAGAGGACGGAACGGUCACAGCUGCCUCUUCCAGCUUUCGUUCUUGGGCCACUCUGGCUCCAACCUUACCUUUUGGCAAGCGCCACAAUGCUCAAGGAAGCCAAUCUGGCCCUCCUGACACUACACAAGAUCCUGAUGGGAGGGUGCAAGACCCCAGAAGCUCAGGGAUCUCCAUUCCUGGCUUCUCUGCGGUUUCAGAAGGAGGCCUCAGAGGAGUAAGCAGCACCAGCCAGGCCGUUGUUAGUGGCAAAGAAGCCAUGAGCACCCCUCCCCCAGUUAAAGAAGUCCAGGUCAGCACAGUCCCCACUGCAGCGGCAAGAACCAGGGUGACCCCCUUUGACCUCCCGCACCAGACAUUUCGCUCUACUGAAGCCACCCCUAACCUUCAGGACGCGCGAGAGAGGAGCAAGAGCCCUGACCGCACCGGGAGUUCACAGAAUGUGGGAAAGGACAAGAGCCAUCUGGACAGUGCACAGAAGCAGCACCCCUCUCCCACUGGCAUCCUGCAGGCCAGAGAUGUCCUGCCCCCCGUGACUGACCUUCCUUCAGGACAGCCCACCCCUGUGCAUGAGUCUCCUGGCCAUGGAAGCCAGGUGCUUGCAUCUCGCAGUCCAGGCCCCCCGGAGCUCCAGUCAUCUGCAGAGCCAGCUUCCUGGGAGCAGGGCACGACUCUGCCCAACUCUUGGCCUUCUGCCCUGCCCACACCCCAGUGGAAGGAGCUGGACGCCAAACAGUCUUCUCAUGAGGACCAGGAACUCUUUGGGCAUGGGAACCAGCUCCCCGAUACAAGCUUGCCCAGUGGGGCCCAUCGGGUCUUGGCUACGACCAGCCGUGGAGGUCUGGGGCCCAGCCUCACAACCACCAAGCGCCAGGACAUGGUGGAGGGGAAGGAGGCAUCCUCGGUGGCGGCUCCGUCUGCUGCCGCCGUCCCAGCCGUCCUCAAUGCCACCUGGGAAGCUGGAAACUGGAGCAAGUGCUCCACCAGCUGUGGCCUGGGCGCCAUUUGGAGGACGGUGCGCUGCAGCACAGGGAAGGACGACGACUGCCCCCCUCCCAGGAAGCCCAUCCCGGCCCGGCGCUGCUACCUGCGGCCCUGCUCCACCUGGCGCGUGGGGAACUGGAGCAAGUGCACGGGGGCCUGCGGAGGCGGCAUGAAGUUUCGGGACCUCCAGUGCAUCGACGCGCGAGACCAGCGGCCCCUCCGCCCCUUCCACUGCCAGUCUGUCCUGUUCAAGCCGUCGGCGCAGAUGCCCUGCCCAGCCCAGCCCUGCCUGGACUGGUACACGUCCUCCUGGAGGGAGUGCUCGGAGCUGUGCGGAGGAGGAGAACAGGAGCGUCUGGUCACCUGCCCGGAAGCUGGGAGGUGUGAGGAGCGGCUCCGGCCCGCCCACCGCAGGCCCUGCAACGCCCAGCCCUGCACCAAGUGGGCGCUGGGCUCCUGGGGACAGUGCACGGCCACCUGCGGGGGAGGCGUCCAGCGAAGGCAGGUCAAGUGCGUGAACACCAAGACGGGGGAGGCGGAAGAAGAGCAGAGUCUGUGCGGCCCCGAGGAGCGGCCAGAGGACACCCAGAAAUGCAGCCCCCAAGACUGCAGCCCCAGCGAGUCCGGCUCCGUCUGUGAGCGGGACCGGCUCUCCUUCGGCUUCUGCCAGACGCUGCUCUUCCUGGGCAGGUGCCACCUCCCAACGGUCAGCGCCCAGUGCUGCCGGACCUGCCACCACCACCACCACCACAGCCCUGGUGGCACCCGGGGCCGUGGGGACGAGCGCGCCUCCCGGAGGUAGAAGCUGCUGCUCCGAAGAAGGACCCCUGGGAGGAGGGAGGGCUGGAGACCCUCCCGGAGAACCCCCAUGAUCUGCAGCCAGCGAGGCUCAGCCACGGCUUCUGCCCGGCCUCCUCCAGUCAGGGCCUUUGCGUGGGGCUCUUACGGCAGCCGGAAGGGUGAACUGGCAGGUUUCACGGCCACGGUGCUCCUCCUCAGUCCUCCCGUGAAACCCGCACUCGGGGCUUCCCCAGGAGAUGCUCGCUGCCUCCUCACAGCAGAGGAAGGUGCCAUGAGCCGCGUGCAAGGCCACCCCCACCACACCCACGAGCAUCUGAGUGGCCACCUGGCACCCGAAAAGCCGUCCUCCCCCCCCCCGGAGGCCAUCUCCUCCUCCUCCUCCCCCCUCUCUGGUGCUAUCGUUUGACAUAUCCAGGCUCCACUCGGUGUUGGCGGGCCAGCACCAGACUCUUGACAGGGACGGCACGUUUUGUAAGAAGCCGUUAUUUUUUAUAUCUAUUAUAAAACAUCAGCAAACAUUCCACGCAGUGUAGUUUGGCCAUUUGGUGGCUUUGAGGACAGUUCCCCUUGUUGUUGCCGCCGGAGGCUUGGAGCUGGCAGUUCAUGGGAGCCCAAACUUCCCUCCCGGCAGAACUGGAGAGUCGGCAGCCCAAAGCAGAGGCAGGAAACGGGGGUUGGCUGAGACCUGCCUGGAACAAAACAAACUGCUCCGGCUUGUCUGUGAGAUCCCUUUUCAGGUUCCGUGUCUGUAAUCGUGUUGGGUGUUCCUUUUUCACAAACGUGCCAGCUUCAUAAAACUGCAAAAGCACCAGACUGAGAAUUAGACUUCUAGUUCCCCCUGUAGCUCUGUGGUCUGGGAACAGCUCACUGCGGAGGCUGCAUCCCCCGUAUUUGUAAUUCAGGCUUAAUAUCCACAUUGACAGGAACACUUCGGAUAUUCAAAUAGUUCUUCUGCUUUCUAACCCUACAUGAACAGUGCAGGGACGAGACAACCGUGCUUUGGAGUGUGGUUUUUAGGGUGUGACUCAGAUCUUGCACCACCUGGGGGGUCUAAAGUCUGUGUAGCAGAACUUGAUGGCUGGAUUUAUUCUUCAGGCUUGCAAAAGAAGCCGUGAGGCCUAAAAGACCAAGGCUGUGGUCCUUCUGUUCUGGAACCCCGUGAGGUUCUGCAGAUUUUGCAGCUUCUUGGCUCAAUAUGCCUGUCUCGAAGUUACCAAAUCUUGUAAAAAUUACUGUUAACCUCGGGGGUGGGGGGUUGCGGGUGUAGUAGAACUACCCUUCCCCAUGAAAGCAGCAAGUUGUGCCCCAGUGGGAUGCCCAGGCCAAGCCACACUCUUCUUUUGUCUCUAGCUGGGCAAUCUAUAUUUUUAUUUAAUCCAAAAUGGGCAGCUUGGUUCUGUUUGUCUGCCCAUUUCUGCUCAGCCAUGGGUUCUGCCCCCUGGAGCUUCCCCAGCAAUUCAUCAUAGAGGGAAAGGGAAUUUUAAAAAACGUUUCCAAGGAGAUGCUAUGGAGCAGUAUCUUUGUAAUUUUGAUUUAUUUUUUUUUAAUGCCUGUAGCUCUCAAGUGUGUUAAAUUAAAUGGCUAUUAAAAAGUAA
Messenger RNA from Hemicordylus capensis (graceful crag lizard), 7283 nucleotides. It is a transcript of the gene ADAMTS7, whose product is annotated as ADAM metallopeptidase with thrombospondin type 1 motif 7. Gene Ontology annotation, biological process: proteolysis; extracellular matrix organization. Bases 260 to 5689 code for a protein of 1809 amino acids. The record is from RefSeq and is a predicted model, not a curated record. Gene Ontology annotation, molecular function: metalloendopeptidase activity. Gene Ontology annotation, cellular component: extracellular matrix. The transcript has 24 exons. Lineage: Eukaryota; Metazoa; Chordata; Lepidosauria; Squamata; Cordylidae.